Molecule: messenger RNA, 518 nt
Organism: Haliotis rubra (blacklip abalone)
Lineage: Eukaryota; Metazoa; Mollusca; Gastropoda; Lepetellida; Haliotidae
Product: nucleoside diphosphate kinase 7-like
Biological process (GO): GTP biosynthetic process; CTP biosynthetic process; UTP biosynthetic process
Cellular component (GO): centrosome
Molecular function (GO): nucleoside diphosphate kinase activity
Source: RefSeq, a predicted model, not a curated record
GGGCUCAGUUUGGUACAGACAAGACAAUGAAUGCCUGCCAUGGUUCUGACAGUCCAUCAUCGUCUGCUCGAGAGCUGGAGUUCUUCUUCCCAUCAUCAGGCCCCAGUCGGCGCAACACCGCCGUCUUCCAGGACUGUACCUGCUGUGUCAUCAAGCCCCACGCAGUCAAGUCAGGUAUUGCUGGGAAGGUGAUCAGUGGCAUCACCGAUGCAGGGUUUGAAGUCACGGCCAUCGAGAUGUUCCACAUGCAGAAGGCUAAUGCGGAGGAGUUCUAUGAGGUGUACAAAGGCGUUGUCCAGGAAUACAAUGGUAUGGUGGCCGAGCUAACGUCAGGGCCCUGCAUCGCACUUGAAGUUCGUGCUCAGGAUGCACCUAAAACGUUCAGAGAGAUGGCUGGACCCGCAGAUCCUGAGAUUGCACGUCACCUGCGACCACGGACACUGCGGGCUCUGUUUGGGACAGACAAAGUAUGCAACGCUGUCCACUGUACGGACUUGCCUGAAGAUGGCCUCCUUUGA